GACUCGAUUCUGGAUAUUCGCCAGCCAGUUUUUGGUCCAGAUGGAAAGCUGCUGGCAAUCAAGCCGUACAUGGAGAGCUUCCCAUUCCCAUUUUACCUAGUCCUACGGAACCUGAGUUCCCUCCCACGUGUCCUUGGAGAUGCUCUGCGACAGUGGUUUGAGCUCAUCUCCUCAAAGCUGAGGGAUUGGUCACAUCCAGUGGGGCUGACAGGGAUCCUGCGUCACAUGACAGACAUCCUGGUGCAGUUUGGUGCCUCCAAGGAUCUUGUUAAUGCUGUUGGCCUUAUCUGGACUCUUUACCUCUCAAGGUUGCGGUUGGCCUUCCCCAUGAGUGAUGAAGAUCGUGUCAAGUUGCAGGAAGGAAGAAGCUUGGUGAGGGAGGUGCUCAACAAGGUUCCCUUGAAGCUGAUUCUCAGGCUUACCAUCUAUCGCCUGGUUGAGGUUUUAUACCUUGGAGUCCUUGUCGUCAGGGAUCCCAACAUCUUUCUCUUCGACAUUCUCAGGUGGAUCCGUGAGGGGCACAUACCAUUCCUGACUGCUGGUCAUUUCCUACCAGAUGGUCUUCAUUACACACGCCAUGACAUCAAUGUCUUUGCUCUCAAGAGUCACGUUCAGCUGCCAACAUUGGAGUCAGUUAAUGGGUACACGUAUGUCCUGGGCCAGUUCCUGUGUGGGGGGGCCAUCCCAAGUCGUGGCCUCCCAGGUCUUCUCAAGCGACUCAUCAGGGAACUCUCUCUUCCAGUUGGUUUCCUUGAUUUCAUCAAGCAGUACAUCGGAGAUGAGCCACCUAUGAUGUUAGUGAACUUCGAUUACAGAACCAGACCUGAAAUGACUAAUUCUUCCAGGGAGGUUUCCCAGGGAGAUCGCCUCAUGUCCCUGCCAAACUAUGAAGGCCGUAUGAUGGCUCUCAUCAUUGUGGCAUUGAAGGCUCUCUUUUGCUUUGAUGGUGUCACUGAAAAGCAAAGACCCGAUGUCCAAACAAAUGCAGAGGGGAGCCAGCUGUUUGUGUAUUCGGACUGGUUUGAGCACGUGCAAUAUAGGAAUCGGCUGGUAAAGAUGGUACAUCCAUUUGCAUGUCUCAUCCACCCAAAACGGGACUUCCAGCUUCUAUCAGCCCUUGACCUUCAUGCCCUAGAAAGACAUUUCACCUGCUAUUCCCAUGGGAAGGCAACCCCCCGACAUUUCCGAACGAAAGAGAAGAAAGAUAAAAAGAGACAACUAGACCCGGACCGUGAUACGGACUAUCUGGCCUCAUAUGCUCCAUCCUUGUAUCCAAAUCGAGGGGUUGCAGAGCAAUUCCUGGAACGGCAUGAUGCCCUGAAGCAACUGGCUGAACAUGAAGGCAUUGAGAUACCCAACUUCAAGAUGGAUAUCCUGCGCCAGACUUUUGACAACCACUCUAUUGACCAUCUGAUACCCAUGACUGAGUAUUGGAUGGAGCAUGACAAACAGCUCUGGUACACAAACCGUAAGAACCUGCCAAAAGUGGAGCAAUUGUAUGAAGAGAAGUUUCCAUCAUCUUUCCGGGAGCUCCUGAACCUCUGUGCUGAGACCGUGGAGAUGGCCGAUUUCCUUCUGUAUCGGGAGAUUGUUAUCGUGGAGAAGUUCCUCCUGCAUCGCAAGGAUCCUAAAAUCCUCCCACGGCACUGGAAAUCUCUCAUUAAAGAGAUUUGGUAA
Molecule: messenger RNA, 1677 nt
Organism: Darwinula stevensoni
Lineage: Eukaryota; Metazoa; Arthropoda; Ostracoda; Podocopida; Darwinulidae
Source: the annotation of a GenBank genome assembly